GUACUUUUGUGAAGGAGGACAAGAUAAUCAGUUGGUGGGGCCCAAUGUGACGUGCACCCGGACCCGCCGGUUAUGUAGUGUUUGUGUGAUCGGACUGUGUAGAUAUGCUUAUGAAAUAUACAUUAGUAAAUCCUCGGACUGUAAUACGCGCGACGUUUUGUUUCCCGUUUCUUCGGCUUUUUUAAACGAUAAAAAUCUAUACUCCACAUCUUUCCUCCCGGGAAAACUCGGUAAUCGGAUUGGUUAGAAUUGAGCAAUCAACUAGUAUAAUGGAGCAUUUCAUAUUAGGAACAGCAACAAGACUUGUACUGUUUUGUCUUACUCAUAUUUUAUGUAGUUGGAGUGCGCAAAAGGAGAGAAAAAGCAACUCUCUAUUUACGAUCGUAUAUGUUGUAUAUGUAGAAAAGCAAUCGGUACGACGAGAUUUAAAUCGCAAAAAAAAAAACUCCCGGUGGCGCAAUUGGCGCAUUGAUCAGAUAAACCCAGAGGAUGGGUUCAUUCUCUCCCCAUCUACAAUAAGAAUGACACCUUUUGUUUCUGUGAGUAUGUGUAUGUACAUCCGUGUGACAAUUGAGACGAAGUUGUGAGCCGGGAAACGUGAUGGCUUGUUUACACCCUUUUAAUCUGGACGUUCCACAAACCCGCAAAUGAUCUGAUAAAGAAAAGCGCGAAAACAAACUAUCAGGGUGAGAAGCCAUCGGCC
Messenger RNA from Zychaea mexicana, 703 nucleotides. RefSeq lists its product as uncharacterized. The transcript has 2 exons. NCBI's taxonomy places the organism in Eukaryota, Fungi, Mucoromycota, Mucoromycetes, Mucorales, Lichtheimiaceae. The record is from RefSeq and is a predicted model, not a curated record. The coding region runs from base 270 to 587 and encodes 105 amino acids.